CUUGCUCCCAAUCCAAUUCCAUCCUGCUUCCUAGUGUUAUUUGCAACUGAAGUUUGAGAUCAGUCACAGCAGCCAGCCAUCAUGACGAACUCUCUAGAUCAAUUGAAGGCCACCGGCACUACCGUCGUGUGUGACUCUGGCGACUUCAACACCAUCGCCAAAUAUAAGCCACAAGACGCCACCACCAACCCGUCGCUGAUCCUCGCGGCGUCCAAGAAGCCCGAGUAUGCCAAGCUCAUCGACGCGGCGGUCGCCUACGGCAAGAAGCACCCGGGCUCGGUCGACGAGCAGGUCGACGUCGCCCUCGACAACCUGCUGGUGCAGUUCGGCAGCGAGAUCUUGAAGAUCAUCCCCGGGCGGGUGUCGACGGAGGUGGAUGCACGGUACUCGUUCGACACGGAGGUGUCAGUGAAGAAGGCGCUGCAUAUCAUCAAGAUGUACGAGGAGAUGGGCAUCGAUCGAAGCCGCGUCCUCAUCAAGAUCGCCUCCACCUGGGAGGGCAUCAAGGCCGCGGAGAUCCUCGAAUCGAAGCACAACAUCAAUGUCAACCUGACCCUCAUGUUCUCGCUGGUGCAAGCCAUCGCGGGCGCGGAAGCGGGCGCCACCCUCAUCUCGCCGUUCGUUGGCCGCAUUCUAGACUGGUUCAAGGCGUCGACGAAGAAGGACUACACCCCGGAGGAGGACCCGGGCGUCAAGAGCGUGCACUCGAUCUUCAACUACUACAAGAAGUUCGGGUAUAAGACCAUCGUCAUGGGCGCGUCGUUCCGGAAUACGGGGGAGAUCACCGAGCUGGCUGGCUGUGACUACCUGACCAUCUCCCCCAACCUCCUCGAGGACCUCUACAACGGCACCGACGACGUCCCCAAGAAGCUCGAUGGGUCGGCGGCCACGUCGCUCGACAUCGCAAGGCGGACCUACAUCAACGACGAGCCCACCUUCCGAUUCGACUUCAACGAUGAGCAGAUGGCGGUGGAGAAGUUGCGGGAAGGUAUCUCUAAGUUCGCGGCCGAUGCAGUCACGCUGAAGGAUAUCCUGAAGGCGAAGCUGCAGUAGAUGAUGGAGUGUAUGGUGGAGGGGGUGGAGAGCUGGAGAGAUAAAGAAUAUGAUUGUUUGGGCGCGAAUGGAUGGAUGUGAAAAUGGACAUUGCGAAUGGAUGAAUUGUUGAUGAGGAA
Messenger RNA from Eremomyces bilateralis CBS 781.70, 1172 nucleotides. RefSeq names its product transaldolase. Bases 82 to 1053 code for a protein of 323 amino acids. Gene Ontology annotation, molecular function: transaldolase activity. Gene Ontology annotation, biological process: pentose-phosphate shunt, non-oxidative branch; carbohydrate metabolic process; pentose-phosphate shunt. The transcript has 4 exons. Lineage: Eukaryota; Fungi; Ascomycota; Dothideomycetes; Eremomycetales; Eremomycetaceae. The record is from RefSeq and is a predicted model, not a curated record. Gene Ontology annotation, cellular component: cytoplasm; intracellular anatomical structure.